Messenger RNA from Ciona intestinalis (vase tunicate), 2253 nucleotides. Lineage: Eukaryota; Metazoa; Chordata; Ascidiacea; Phlebobranchia; Cionidae. The record is from RefSeq and is a predicted model, not a curated record.
UCUUUAGUUCUUUAGUUCUUAUAGGCCUUAUAUAACACCUUGCGUACACAAGGUCCAGUACUAGUUCAAUAUGGCUUCGGGAAAAAGAAUAGCUAUCAUUGGUUGCGGUGCGAGCGGGUUGGCUGCUAUCAAGGUUUGCCUUGAAGAUGGAUUAGAGCCGAUAUGUUUUGAAAAGAAUCACGACAUCGGAGGUCUUUGGAGGUUCGAAGAGAGCAAAAAGAAUGGAGCUACGGUGUACCGUUCCACGCAUGUAAAUACAAGCAAAGAAAUGAUGAGUUAUUCUGACUUUCCGCUGCCCAAAGAAUACGCCAACUACAUGCAUAACUCAUAUGUGCUCAAGUAUUACCGCAUGUAUGCAGAAAGGUUUGGGAUUUUGAAACAUAUUCAAUUCCACACCGAAGUCUUAAGCUGUGAUUUUGCCGACGAUUAUUCUAAGACGGGCAAUUGGGAGCUGAAGGUCAAGAAUUCUAAGACGGAAAAAGAGAGAACUGAGAUUUUUAACGGUGUAAUGGUAGCAGUGGGACACCACGCUGUACCGAAUUUCCCGGUCUCGGAAUUCGCAGGUUACGAAAAAUUCAAGGGUCCAAUUACGCAUAGCACAGACUAUCGCGAUUUCAAAGGAUUUGAAGAUAAGAAUGUUGUGGUCGUUGGAAUGGGCAACUCUGGGGCAGAUAUUGCUGUCGAACUGAGUUGGCACUGUCCAAAGGUGUGUCUUAGCACAAGGAAAGGGUCGUGGAUUUUCGGGCGCGUCGGUGGGAAGGGUUACCCUCUAGAUUACAAGUUCAUGACAAGAUACAACCUUUUAAGAAUGUCUAUUCUACCGGAAUCUUACACAAGAGCUGAACUAGAGGCUUCACUUAACGGUGUACUUGAUCAUGCAAACUGGGGAAUCAAACCAAAAAAUGGCCCUUUAAACCAACAUCCUCUGAUAACCUCAGCUCUACCGGAUCGUAUUUUAAACGGAUCAGUCACCAUGAAACCAAACGUUCAGCGGUUUAAAGAAGAUUCCGUGGUUUUCGUUGACGGCUCCGAAGUGAAGGCAGACGCUGUGGUGUUCGCAACGGGAUAUGUUUUCAGUUUCCCGUUUUUGAAAGACUCUCUAAUUAACUUUCGAAAUAAGACAUCAACGGACGUUUACCAAAUGAUGUGGCCGCUAUCAGUGAAACAUAACACACUUUGUAUGAUUGGACACGUACAAGCUCUUGCAACUGUCAACCCGUUGGCUGAAAUGCAGUCAAGAUGGGCGACCAGAGUUUUUAAAGGUUUAUCGAAGCUGCCGUCAGAAAGAGAAAUGCGAAACCAAGUCGAAGAAAAACACAAACAAAUGAAGAGUCAUUACUACGAAAGUCAGCGGCACACCAUUGAGGUGGACCAUAUACCGUAUAUGGAUUUUCUUGCCAAGGAAAUUGGGUGUAAACCAAAUUUAUGGAGAAUUGCUCUUACAGAUCUACCGCUGGCAAAGAAGAUGUUUUUUGAGUACUGCACUGGAUACCAAUACCGCUUAGUUGGACCGGGCAAAUGGAGUGGCGCUAGAGAGGCCAUUAUGACGCAAACAGAACGAAUGUUGCAUCCCUUAAAAUGUCUUCCUAUGCACGAAGAGAAGAAAACCGGAUGGUGGUCUUACUUUAUAGUAGUUGUAAUAGCAACGGUUAUAUACUUUGUAUUUAAUAAUUAUUACUAACAUUUGCAUAUCUGUACAAAACGUAUUCGUAAGACCUGCUGCUGCAAAUAUUGCUGAUUGAUAUUAUAAUAGCUUCGCUGCAUAUGUAUAAAUAUAACGAAACAUUAUACAGUAGGGUGGGGAAAGAUGGGACGCAUUUGGCACAUAAUAUCAAAAUAUUCUGAUCGGUUUUGAAAAACUAACAGCGGUAUAAAGUAGUCGCGAGGACACGGUAUAUAAUUCUUUGAAUGUUCUUUGUUUACUACCAAAUAGGACGAAAAAAUAGAAAGAAAAGGUGUCUCGUCUUCCCCCAUCCUACUAUAGUAUAGACAUAUAGCACAAAAUUCGAAUAAAACAAAUAUAAUAUUUGUCAUUUUUUAAAAUGAAAUGGUGUAAAUGCCUAUUGACUGUACUUAGUUUUAUGCAAAUCAUUCGCUAUGCAUCAUACAGCAUAUUAUGUAAUAUAGCGGGGUGGGGGAAGAUGGGACACCUUUAGCACAUAAUAUCUAAAUAUCCUGAUCCUGUUUUAAACAAUUACUAACGGUCAAUGGGAGUCUUGGGCAUAUAGUUUUAUAAUUUCUUGAAUGUUCUUU